AAAGACGAAUCCAAACAGAAUCCCCUUACUAAGAGGCGUUCCUCCAGGAGACUGGCGUUCCUCGAGAACUAAAGUAUUCAAAGUCUAAUCCCCAAUCGAAGCCAAGACAAGACAGUCAGCUGAUUUGCAUCGUCAAGCUUCAAGUUCAAACUGAAAGAGAAACAUUAGUGAUGUAUAAAAAGAAGCAAAAUUGAAAAUCAAAGAAGGGGUCAAUAGUGUGAUGUAUAAAAGAUCAAUCAUUUACAUAUGAGGAAGAGUGGAAUUUAAAGCUUCAACCACUUUCGGAUUCAGGUUCCGCGGAAAAUGGGCAAUCUCAAUCUUGCGGUGAUCAUCAAGAACCCUGGAGACUCCGCCCAGUUCCUCCUCGAGAAGCAAAAACAUCCUGCAAAAUUUGGGGACGAAGCUUACGACUCCUACGUCGAUUCCAAUCUCUGGGACCUCCCAUCAGCAGAUCUACCGACUCUAGAAGACGGAACAAGGUCCAGCUUUUCUCUCUCUAUAGCUGAAUCGUGCUCAGAAGAGAUAGAUUUGAAGAACUUCGACUUAGAAACUAUCCUGAAUGGACUGUUGGCGAAUCUAGGGAUUGAGUUUAGCGAUGUGGGAGAGUGGAGUUUCGACAGGUAUGUAGUGGAGCCUGAGUUUGGACCUGACUCAUGCGUCCGUACUUGUUUUCUCGCCGGGAAGCUAAUGGAUACAGACAAAAGUUUACAAGACAACUGUAAGUGGAUGUCCAUGGAAGCUUGCGUUGACUGUCUUGUUGAUGCAAAACAGGGAAGUGAUCGUGUUGGACCAUUAGUACUACUCGGGCUUGGGGAUGGUUCCAUGAAGCAGAAGUUGUCACCUUCUCUACCUGUCCAGGAAUAUCCACCUGGUGUUAUGGUUGUGCCAAUGCGUAGCAGGACAUUGAAACCUUUCACGACAACUAAUCUGGUUGUAUUUGCUCCAGAGAAUGUUUCAGUGGACUAUAAAGAGACAGGUUUUGUAACUCGUGGGGAUGCGUUGAUUGUGGAUCCUGGUUGCCACUACAAACUCCACACUGAGCUCAAAAAAAUUGUUGAUGCUUUACCUAGAAAGCUAAUUGUCCUUGUUACACACCACCAUCGUGAUCACAUUGGUGGACUUUCUGCUAUACAAGAAAGCAAUCCUGAUGCUGUUCUUGUGGCACAUGUCAAAACUAAGAACCGCAUUGAUGGUUGGUCUGGUAACUAUACCCCAGUUUCUGGAGGAGAGAACAUAUAUGUCAAUGGUCAGAGUUUGACCGUCAUUUUCGCUCCGGGACACACAGAUGGCCAUAUGGCACUACUUCAUAACCCCACUCGUUCUCUGAUUGUUGGGGAUCAUUGUGUUGGUAAAGGAAGUGCUUUCUUGGACAUAAGGUCAGGUGGGAACAUGACGGAAUACUUUCAAACGACAUAUAAGUUCCUGGAGCUUUCUCCACAUGUAGUGAUUCCCAUGCAUGGAAGGGUCAAUCUGUGGCCAAAACACAUGCUUUGCGGAUAUCUCAAAAACCGCAGGAGCAGAGAAGAAUCUAUCCUAAAGGCCACUGAGGAUGGCGCUCAGACAUUGUUUGACAUAGUUUCCAAUGUGUACUCAAAAGUGGAUCGCAGUUUCUGGUUGGCUGCAGCGUCAAACGUGAGGCUGCAUAUCGACAACCUAGCUGUAGAAAACAAAUUACCAGAGGGAUUCUCUAUCCAGAAAUUUAGAGCAAGUUGCGGAUUUAGUUUUAAGGUACGGUGGGCAGCGGGUUAUACCGGUAGCCGGAUUCCAUUCAAGAUCAAUAAGCGAGGUUUAAUUAUGUCAGUAAUAGCUGCAGGAGCUGGUUAUUUUCUUCUCUUCGCUUGCAAAAAGAAGAACACUAUUGAAUCUUGAUUAGUGAAGGCCUGUGGCCACAGCUUAUUUAAUCCAUGUGUGCUCCUUUGGCAGAAUGAGAAGUCCUUUUGAUAAAUAUGAAAUACCAAUGAGAUAGCCAAUACAUUGUACUAGGGGAUUCUCCGGUGCUCAUGGAUGGAUGUAACUCUUUAUAAAAUUAGUAUAUUAUAAUUAAUUGAUAUUUUACUUUUGGUUUGAAA
Messenger RNA from Brassica napus (rape), 2069 nucleotides. RefSeq lists its product as uncharacterized. NCBI's taxonomy places the organism in Eukaryota, Viridiplantae, Streptophyta, Magnoliopsida, Brassicales, Brassicaceae. The coding region runs from base 304 to 1869 and encodes 521 amino acids. The record is from RefSeq and is a predicted model, not a curated record. Gene Ontology annotation, cellular component: plastid. The transcript has 12 exons.